Harpegnathos saltator (Jerdon's jumping ant) is the source of this 2931-nucleotide messenger RNA. RefSeq lists its product as uncharacterized. The record is from RefSeq and is a predicted model, not a curated record. Bases 768 to 1799 code for a protein of 343 amino acids. Lineage: Eukaryota; Metazoa; Arthropoda; Insecta; Hymenoptera; Formicidae. The transcript is spliced from 6 exons.
CGCGGUGUACAACGACGUAACAUUAUCAUCGGUCGUCUCGCAACGGUUGCGACGACGACGGAAUUGCGCGUUUACUCAUCGGUGCUGUGCGCGGUGCGUUCUCGGGAGCUCGCGGAAACUAUUGUUGCCCGCUGCGUGUGUCGUCGCGGGGUGGCAGAUAACAGGGAUUGACGGCGUUACCCACCUACACCACCAACGCACAGGGGUGUGUGCGUGUUGGUUGCCUGGGCGCUGUCUUUCUGCUCCGACGAGUAUUUCCGUCGGAGGUGUGUACCUGCGACUUGUCUUUUCGCUCUCGCACGUGUCGUCGUCGUCAUCGUCGUCGUUGUCAUCAUCAUCAUCAUCAUCGUCGUCGUCGUCGUCAUAGCUACUGUCGGUGUGUAAUCCUUUCUCACGAGCUCUCGCUCUCCCUCGCUCCUUCAUUCGCGUUGUACACCCCUGCACCCCGCUUCUCCCCUUCGGGGUCACGCGCUCUUCGGCCACUCUCGAGCCGAGAGCAAAGGCGCAGCCGAGAAGGAAACCCUCGCGGAGGAAUUCCACCGUCAUCGGAGUUUCGUAGUGCUCGUUAUCGAACGACUACCAACUCCACCCCCCAAUUGUCACGUACGCUAUAAAUAUAUCCGUGCGGCGGUUUUUCCUCACCGGAGUACCAUGCCCGCGCGGAACGUCAAUUAGGACGACGACGACGACGACGACGACGACGAGCGACAGAGCCGCGUGAGUGCAGCUAAGCGACGGCCACCGAGUCUGACCUCGUAACAAACUAGAUGCGACGAGUUGGUCCCACGAUGGAACGGUUCGCGGAAUUCCUGUGUUUCUGUCGACGGAUGGGAAGCGGUUACUACGACAUCGCAUCUUCUACGUCUCCUUCGUCCGCGUCGUCUGCGCACGUCGAGCCCGCUGCAGCCGUCGGCACCGACCCGUCGUCUUCCGCGCAGAAUGCUAAGGUGGAAUCCUGGCAACAGUGGUGGAGAAAUGAGUGCCAGCGCAACUCGUGCUGGGUCUUGCUGUACAGGAUAUUAUCCAAUGAUAUCGUGUACAAGGGCAUUCGAUUCUUCCUUAUGGGUCACAUAAUAUUUAUGACUAUCCUCACGCUGCAACUUCGUGGCUUAACUGUGGGUACCGCCAUUGUUAUGCUUUUAGCGUUGUGGUACACAUGCAAUCCAAUUUUACAUGAAGAUUUCAACAUCGAAAUAAUGUAUUCCAGAUUCCUGCGAUUCAAGCAGAUAGUCAACGAGGUGCUGCACAACAUGGGAAGGUUGCGGGACAAGCAGCCGGGCUUGUUUUGCAUUGCAACUUGUUCUGUGUCUGUGAUUAUAUUAGUUUUGGACCACAUGACGAACGGCAUGCUGCUCAAAUACAUGAUCUUCAUGAUUAUCAUACUGGUACCAUCAAUGGCACUAUGUAUAUCUCCUACUAAGAUUUCUGCGUGUCCUCCGCCAAGCAAUCGUAGAGAAUCGGACAGUGAAAUCGAGGAAUUUUUACCAGCUGCGACCGAAACAAAUAUCCAAAUACUAACAGAAGCAGGUGACGUUGGCGAGUACUCGGCAACAUCUACGACUGCAUUGGCGAAGACGUCGAAAGAAAACGAAGAACAAGAGUUUCUUAACGAUGGCGACCUCGCAGGUCGCAAAAUGCCUUCGCACGAGGACGGCAGUUCAGACGGUCUAGAGCUUUCGGAUUUAGAGCUCUCGGAAAAGAGCUCCACAUCUUCCGGCACCGGUCAAAGUGAUAGCGAGUUCGAGAUAAUUGACCGACAGGAAAUCGGAAAAUUGUGUACGUCACAAAAUUCGACAUAAUAGACGCUCGCGAUGAAACUCGAACAGCCGACAAUUAAAACAUAGUAAUAUGAUUUGAUUGAUUGCCUAUUUCAGCUUUAUAAUCUCUGCUUUAAACUGUUGGGUAAUGCAAAAGUCUUGAUGGAUUUCGUGACAGGAAAAUGAAUUAAAUAAUUUCAUUAAAUUUGAUUUAUUCAUUUUACCCAAUAAUCGUUGUUUUAUUUUUAUUAUUGAACGUGUUAUACAUUUAUAUAUUUGUAAAUGCUGCCACAAAAUAGGGUCAGUCACAUCUUUGAGAAACUUAUGAAAACUUUUGCACUCGCCCAAUACUUUAUAAUGUUACUUUAGUCUCUAUUUAUAUAUUCUAAUUAAUGAUGAAUGAGAAUAAUUUCGCUUUAAAUCUCGAAUGUAACACAACGGUGUAUAUGCGUGUAGAAAGUCUCGACGUAAUUCUCGAUCAUAUAAAUGCGAUGAAACCAAAUUUCAUUCAUUUAGACGGAUAGGUGUACCUGAUACGUGUAUUGUAUGACACCUGACACUCGUAUUACAAUUAUAUUUAUUAUUUUACCAAUAAUAGGAAUAUGUACAUUUGCGAUGUAAUAAAUAUGCACACGUGUAGACACGGUUUAUCUGAAGUCAGUCAUGCGCUUAAUCCAACCUAUGACGGUUAAUUAGCGAUAACAUUAUAGCAUAGGAAAAUAAAAACGAAUAGCAAACAUAUAAUCAAUCGGUCGAUCAAGUAAAGCUCAAUAAUGAACGGGGUAAGAUGUAGUAGCGAGAUUACUACAUUUAUUGUAUUAUAUUAUAUAACAUACGAUAUAUGAAUGCGUGAGGUACGAUCAACGGACUGCACUAGAUAGCGUGAAGAGACGUUUACGCUAAGUGCAUAAGAAUGUGUAUUGUAUUAUCGUAUGUAUUCUGAGAAAAUUAUAGGAGAAAUACCUGAGUGUACAGAACAUGAGCAAGGAUUUCGAGAGAAAGAUUGAGGAUUGGCACGAGAAAAAAGCACGAUAAGGGACCGGAAAUGAAAGCUCUAGAAAUAAGCUAAAAAUAAGAUAAACGAUAGAAUAAGAGAUGAAUGUACCUAAUCAAAAACAGUAACCUAAUCUCGAAUCAUGUAUCCGAUGUCACUAAAUGGCCUGGUUCUCUCCAC